AUCAUAAGACUCUGGGUGAAUAAUUUUAUAAUUUCCUUAUUUAGGAAAGGCAGAGGAUUUGUAUUCAAGCUAUUGAUUCCAACAUCAGUGGAAAUAACUCAUUUAUUUUUAAGAUGGAAUUUAGAUCAGGUGGAGGCAUUGGGGCCACCGCACCACACUAUAUCAGUCGAUGCCCACAGGAAUUCCAUCAAUAGAUUUCUAGCAGCCAAACAUGGGGUGGUGUUAUUGCCACAGCUUCACAGGUUAACACCACAGCUUUUUUAAUUAAUUGACCAUUAACCCACGCAGAGAACGUGGUGACUGCAGCAAGUUGGAUUCAAAUGAGGGGUAUAAUAGUCAAAUAAUUAAAAAAAGCUGUGGUAUUAACCGUAGUGGCUGUGGCAAUAACACCACCCCCAAACAUGGGUCAUAUAUCCCAGAAAAGAAUGUUGAACCUACUCACAGCCAAGGAGAAGGCAGUGUGUGUAUGCAAGUUUCUCUUUUAAGUUCCAGGAGUUGUAUAUAUAAUCUAGAAUCACUGAAAAUAUACAGCUUUUAUCAGUUAUUGCAAGGGUUGGCAGCAAGUUUCUAAGGAGUUUCUGCAUCACUUGAACCAGAAUGGCCAUCCAAAUUCAAUCCCUCGUUGAUCUCAGUUAUUCUCCAUCUGUUAGAAGGAAAUGCACAUAAUUCAGAAUUUUUUGAUGUUACAUUUUAGCUUGAAUUAAAAGAAUGAUCGAAUAGAAACCGGAGGUGGUCAAACAAUCAGAACCUUUCCAGAACAAACUUUCCUUCCUUGUACUUUUCAUUUUUGUCAUGCGCAACAACCUAACAUCAUCAUCAUCACUUAAAACACGGACCAAAUAUGGUAAGAUAGUAUAGAGAUCAAGAAGUAAUAUGGCUUAAGCAGAUUGAUGUCAUCAUUCAAUUCCUUGACCGAGGAAAUGAACAUUCUUAGUUUUUGUAUUUAUUUUUUACAAAGAAAGAAAGAUGAGAGGAGCUUACAUAUUUCCAUCCAAUAAUUUGUCCGCAGCUGCAGCAAAAUAUAUCUUCAACAGUAUGCAAACCAGACAUCAUCAUCCUCUCUUCUUGUCGUCCAACUGUUACAUUCACCCUGGAUUACAACACAUCAGGCCUUAAAAUAAGUCAAUCGAACCUGAUCUUAAAACAAACCAGGCUGAAGAUCAAUGCAAAAGAAGAAUAUGUGAAUUUCCUCUUCCAUUUUAGUCAAGUUCCAUAGUUUGGAAUUCUAAGGCCAAUCUUUAAACCAAAGCAAAACAGAACAUCAUACUACCACCAUUAAGAAGUUUGAGAAUGCUUGCUUUGAAUAAUUACUGAAUGAAGUU
Molecule: messenger RNA, 1322 nt
Organism: Rubroshorea leprosula
Lineage: Eukaryota; Viridiplantae; Streptophyta; Magnoliopsida; Malvales; Dipterocarpaceae
Source: the annotation of a GenBank genome assembly